Nothoprocta perdicaria is the source of this 1576-nucleotide messenger RNA. RefSeq names its product phosphoglycerate mutase 1 (gene PGAM1). The coding region runs from base 88 to 852 and encodes 254 amino acids. The transcript is spliced from 4 exons. Gene Ontology annotation, biological process: glycolytic process. The record is from RefSeq and is a predicted model, not a curated record. NCBI's taxonomy places the organism in Eukaryota, Metazoa, Chordata, Aves, Tinamiformes, Tinamidae. Gene Ontology annotation, molecular function: intramolecular phosphotransferase activity.
GGCCGCAGUCGCGCGCGGCGGCAGGAGCGGAAGCAGCGCGUGCGGAGCCCCGAGCCUAACGGUCCUAACGGUCGUAACAGCCGCGCCAUGGCCGCCUACCGCCUCGUGCUCAUCCGCCACGGCGAGAGCGCCUGGAACCUGGAGAACCGCUUCAGCGGCUGGUACGACGCGGACCUGAGCCCCGCCGGGCAGCAGGAGGCGCAGCGCGGCGGCGAGGCCCUGCGAGAYGCUGGCUAUGAGUUCGACAUCUGCUUCACCUCCGUGCAGAAACGGGCCAUCCGCACCCUCUGGACCGUCCUGGAUGCCAUCGACCAGAUGUGGCUGCCUGUGGUGCGGACCUGGCGCCUCAACGAGAGGCACUACGGAGGGCUCACGGGCCUCAACAAGGCCGAGACGGCCGCUAAGCACGGAGAGGCCCAGGUGAAGAUCUGGAGGCGCUCGUACGACAUCCCUCCGCCUCCCAUGCAGCCAGACCACCCCUUCUACAGCACCAUYAGCAAGGACCGUCGCUACGCCGACCUGACUGAGGACCAGCUGCCAACGUGCGAGAGCCUGAAGGACACGAUUGCCCGGGCGCUGCCCUUCUGGAAUGAAGAAAUAGUCCCUCAGAUCAAGGAGGGCAAGCGGGUCCUUAUUGCAGCCCACGGCAACAGCUUGCGRGGGAUCGUCAAGCACCUGGAAGGCAUGUCAGAAGAGGCCAUCAUGGAGCUGAACCUGCCCACGGGGAUCCCCAUUGUCUACGAGCUGGACAAGAACCUGAAGCCCAUCAAGCCCAUGCAGUUCCUGGGGGACGAGGAGACCGUGCGCAAAGCCAUGGAGGCCGUCGCCGCGCAGGGCAAGGCCAAGAAAUGAGGGUGGACGUGCGGGCUAGCAAGUGGUAGAUGAGCCCCCUUCCCUCCCCGCCCCACCUGUGCACACACCCCACAGCCGUAGGAACUUGGAGCUGCAGAGCUGGAGCGGGGAGCAGCUUUCUGGGACCAGGCCCAUUCCCGCCGGAGCAGGCUCCCCUCUGCAGCCAGCCGGGGAGCCUGUGCUCUGGGGACUGCCCGUGAACAGGCCUGGCGCGGGAGCAGGCGGUGCCCGCACGCGCUCUGCCCUACGCCAUCCCCGCCCUCGGGCCUGCCUGCAGCGGGUGCUCCAUCCCCCUCGCGCCYGACUCCUCCCGCGCUUUGCUCCCCGGCAGCUCUCGUCACUCACUUACUGUAACUGUAGUUCCGUUGCGUGAUUCAGCCGUUCCAGGAGCCCUGCAGGAGCGGCAGUGCGAGUGCAGCACAGCCAGUGACCAAGAGGGGUGUUCCCUCCCAGCGUGGCUGUGCCACCACGGGACCAGGGUGUCUGUAUGCUGAAAGGGUGUAUCUUGGUGUGUGACCCACUGUGUUCCCGUGYUUCAUACAGCACCCAACGGUGGUACGUGUCACUUUGGACCUAGCUCUACCAGCCCAUGCUUCAACUUGCCGCCUUUGCACAAGGGCGAGGGAGGAAGCCUUGGUGCCUGGAGGCUCGUACUCUCAUGAGCUUCCCCACGGCCCCAGCCCCUCCUCGUCCUGCUGCUUGUGUUGGUGAAGCAGGUGCUGUU